This is a messenger RNA of Paramormyrops kingsleyae, 12345 nucleotides long. RefSeq names its product transformation/transcription domain-associated protein (gene trrap). Gene Ontology annotation, biological process: DNA repair; regulation of DNA-templated transcription. Lineage: Eukaryota; Metazoa; Chordata; Actinopteri; Osteoglossiformes; Mormyridae. Gene Ontology annotation, molecular function: protein binding. The record is from RefSeq and is a predicted model, not a curated record. Gene Ontology annotation, cellular component: SAGA complex; NuA4 histone acetyltransferase complex; nucleus.
AUGGCAUUUGCACCGCCCGCGCCCAGCCCCACCGUGGUGGACCAGACCACCCUCAUGAAGAAAUACUUGCAGUUUGUGGCGGCGCUCACAGACAACAACACACCUGAUGAGACCAAGCUGAAGAUGAUGCAGGAGGUUAGCGAGAAUUUUGAGAACGUGACCUCCUCGCCUCAGUACUCCACCUUUCUGGAGCACAUUAUUCCACGCUUCCUUACAUUCCUUCAGGAUGGAGAGGUGCAGUUCUUGCAGGAGAAGCCGGCUCAGCAACUGAGGAAACUGGUCUUAGAGAUCAUCCACCGCAUCCCCACCAACGAGCACCUGCGACCGCACACCAAGAAUAUUCUGUCUGUCAUGUUCCGCUUCCUGGAGAUCGAGAACGAAGAGAACGUUCUUAUAUGUCUGCGUAUCAUCAUUGAGUUGCACAAGCAGUUCCGCCCGCCCAUCACCCAAGAGAUUCAUCAUUUCCUUGACUUUGUGAAGCAGAUUUACAAGGACUUGCCCAAAGUGGUGGCGCGUUACUUCGAGAACCCGCAGGUGAUUGCCGAGAACACGGUUCCCCUGCCGGAGAUGGUGGGCAUGAUCACGUCGGUGGUGGUGAAGACGGCACCCGAGAGGGAGGACAGCGAGACCCGCACGCAUACCAUCAUCCCACGGGGGUCCCUGUCGCUUAAGGUGCUGGCAGAGCUGCCCAUCAUCGUGGUGCUCAUGUACCAGCUGUACAAACUCAACAUCCACAACGUGGUGUCCGAGUUCGUCCCGCUGAUCAUGACUACCAUCAUGUUGCAGGUGUCUGCACAGGCCAGGCAGCACAAGCUGUACAAUAAGGAACUCUACGCGGACUUCAUCGCCGCCCAGAUCAAGACCUUGUCCUUCUUGGCCUACAUCAUCCGCAUUUAUCAGGACUUGGUGAGCAAGUACUCGCAGCAGAUGGUGAAGGGGAUGCUGCAGCUGCUUUCAAACUGCCCGUCUGAGACCGCCCACCUGCGCAAGGAGCUGCUGAUCGCCGCCAAGCACAUCCUGACCACAGACCUGCGCAGCCAGUUCAUUCCCUGCAUGGAUAAGCUGUUUGACGAGUCCAUCCUGAUUGGCUCCGGUUACACCGCGCGGGAGACUCUGCGGCCACUGGCCUACAGCACGCUGGCUGACCUUGUGCAUCACGUCCGGCAAAAUCUGCCCCUCGCCGACCUGUCUCUCGCCGUCCAGCUCUUCGCCAAGAAUAUCGACGACGAAUCGUUGCCUAGCAACAUCCAGACCAUGUCCUGCAAGCUGCUCCUGAACCUGGUGGACUGCAUCCGCUCCAAGAGCGAGCAGGAGAAUGGCAACGGUCGUGACAUUCUCAUGCGCAUGCUGGAGGUGUUCGUGUUGAAGUUCCACACGAUCGCUCGUUACCAGCUGGUCAACAUCUUUAAGAAGUGUAAGCCCCAAUCAGAGAUGGGUGUGGUGGACACGGGGGUCUUGCCAGGAGUCCCUGCUACCCCCACUGCCAGCACGCCUGCCCUGCCACCAAGCACACCCCUUACCCCUGCUACACCAGCCCCAACCCCCGUGGCCUCCCUGGAUCGUCCGGGGGAUAAGGAGAAAGAGGACAAGCAGACGUUCCAGGUGUCAGAUUGCCGCAGCCUGGUGAAGACGCUGGUGUGCGGCGUGAAGACCAUCACGUGGGGUAUCACAUCCUGCAAAGCCCCGGGAGAAGCUCAGUUCAUCCCCAACAAGCAGCUACAACCGAAGGAGACCCAGAUCUACAUCAAGCUGGUGAAGUAUGCCAUGCAGGCCUUGGACAUAUACCAGGUGCAAAUUGCGGGUAACGGGCAGACCUACGUCCGCGUGGCCAACUGCCAGACGGUGCGGAUGAAGGAGGAGAAGGAGGUCCUGGAACACUUUGCCGGGGUCUUCACCAUGAUGAACCCCCUGACCUUCAAAGAGAUCUUCCAGACCACAGUGCCCUAUAUGGUGGAGCGGAUCUCCAAAAACUAUGCACUGCAGAUUGUGGCAAAUUCCUUCCUGGCAAACUUGUCGACUUCGGCGCUCUUUGCCACUAUCCUGGUGGAGUACCUGCUGGAACGCUUGCCAGAGAUGGGCUCCAACGUGGAGCUGUCGAACCUCUACCUCAAACUCUUCAAGCUGGUCUUCGGCUCCGUCUCGCUGUUCGCUGCCGAGAAUGAACAGAUGCUCAAGCCGCACCUGCAUAAGAUUGUCAACAGCUCGAUGGAGCUGGCCCAGUCGGCCAAAGAGCCCUACAACUACUUCCUGCUUCUGCGUGCACUCUUCCGCUCCAUUGGGGGUGGCAGCCACGACCUGCUUUACCAGGAGUUCCUGCCUCUCUUGCCUAACCUCCUGCAAGGACUUAACAUGCUGCAGAGUGGCCUGCACAAGCAGCACAUGAAGGACCUGUUCGUGGAGCUGUGCUUGACGGUGCCUGUUCGGCUCAGCUCGCUGCUGCCCUACCUGCCCAUGCUCAUGGACCCCCUGGUGUCGGCGCUGAAUGGCUCCCAGACCUUGGUCAGCCAGGGCUUGCGUACGCUGGAGCUCUGUGUGGACAAUCUGCAGCCCGAUUUCCUCUACGAUCACAUCCAGCCAGUCCGUGCUGAGCUGAUGCAGGCGCUGUGGCGCACCCUGAGGAACCCGGUAGAAAGCAUCUCUCACGUGGCGUACCGCGUGCUGGGCAAGUUCGGCGGCAGCAACCGCAAGAUGCUGAAGGAGAGCCAGCGGCUGCAGUAUGUGGUGACGGAGGUACAGGGUCCCAGCAUCACUGCCGAGUUUACGGACUGCAAGGCCUCCAUCCAGCUCCCCAUGGAGAAGGCUAUCGAGACGGCUCUAGACUGCCUGAAGAGUGCCAACACAGAGCCCUACUACAGACGCCAAGCCUGGGAAGUCAUCAAGUGUUUCUUGGUUGCCAUGACUAGCCUGGAAGACAACAAGCAUGCGCUUUACCAGCUACUGGCCCACCCCAACUUCACGGAGAAGUGGAUCCCCAACGUGAUCAUCUCGCACCGCUACAAGGCCCAGGACACUCCAGCGCGACGCACGUUCGAGCAGGCGCUGACUGGGGCCUUUAUGUCUGCUGUCAUCAAGGACCUACGACCCAGUGCCCUGCCCUUUGUGGCCAGCCUUAUUCGGCACUACACCAUGGUUGCUGUGGCCCAGCAGUGCGGUCCGUUCUUGCUCCCGUGCUACCAAUCGGGGAGCCAGCCUAGCACGGCCAUGUUCCACAGCGAGGAGAAUGGAUCCAAGGGUAUGGACCCGCUGGUGCUGAUCGAUGCCAUUGCUAUCUGCAUGGCCUAUGAAGAGAAGGAGCUCUGCAAGAUUGGGGAGGUGGCCCUGGCUGUUAUUUUUGACGUGGCCAGCAUCAUCCUGGGAUCCAAGGAGAGGGCCUGCCAGCUGCCACUGUUCUCCUACAUCGUCGAGCGUCUCUGUGCCUGCUGCUACGAGCAGGCUUGGUAUGCCAAGCUGGGCGGCGUGGUGUCCAUCAAGUUCCUCAUGGAGAGGCUACCACUCAUCUGGGUCCUACAGAACCAGCUGACGUUUCUGAAAGCGCUGCUCUUCGUUAUGAUGGACCUCACUGGCGAGGUGUCGAACGGCGCGGUCGCCAUGGCCAAGACCACGCUGGAGCAGCUGUUGGUGCGGUGUGCCACGCCUCUGAAGGACGAAGAGCGGAGCGAGGAGCUGCUGGCUGCCCAGGAUAAGUCCUUUCAUAUGGUGGUGCACGACCUGGUGCGUGAGGUGACCUCACCCAACCCCACGGUCCGGAAGCAGGCCAUGCACUCGCUGCAGGUGCUCGCGCAGGUCACGGGCAAGAGUGUCACUGUCAUCAUGGAACCGCACAAGGAGGUACUACAAGACAUGGUUCCACCCAAGAAGCAUCUUCUGCGUCACCAACCAGCUAACGCCCAGAUCGGAUUAAUGGAGGGAAAUACCUUUUGCACCACGCUUCAACCACGCCUCUUCACCAUGGACCUUAACGUCAUGGAGCACAAGGUCUUCUACACAGAGCUGCUGAAUCUGUGUGAGGCUGAAGAUGCUGGCUUGAUGAAGCUCGCCUGUUACAAGAGUCUGCCAUCUUUAGUGCCGCUGCGGAUCGCCGCCCUGAAUGCUCUGGCCGCCUGUAACUACCUACCCCAGUCUAGGGAGAAGAUCAUUGCUGCUCUCUUCAAAGCACUCAACUCCACCAAUGCUGAGCUGCAGGAGGCCGGUGAGGCCUGUAUGCGCAAGUUCCUGGAAGGGGCCACCAUCGAGGUGGAUCAGAUCCAUACCCAUAUGCGCCCCCUGCUGAUGAUGCUGGGGGACUACCGCAGCCUGACCCUCAACGUGGUCAACCGCCUCACGUCCGUAACACGCCUCUUCCCCAACUCCUUCAACGACAAGUUCUGUGACCAGAUGAUGCAACACCUGCGGAAGUGGAUGGAGGUGGUGGUGAUCACACACAAGGGCGGGCAGCGCAGCGACGGCAGUCCGGCCGCGGACAGCCUCGAGGAGAUGAAGAUUUGUUCAGCCAUCAUCAACCUUUUCCACCUCAUUCCGGCCGCACCCCAAACCCUGGUGAAACCCUUGCUGGAAGUGGUGAUGAAGACAGAGCGAGCUAUGCUCAUUGAGGCCGGAAGCCCUUUCAGAGAGCCCCUGAUUCGGUUCCUGACGCGUCAUCCAUCCCAGACGGUGGAGCUGUUUAUGAUGGAGGCCACCCUCAACGACCCCCAGUGGAGCCGCAUGUUCAUGAGCUUCUUGAAACACAAAGAUGCCAAACCUCUACGGGAUGUUCUGGCUUCGAACCCAAGCCGCUUCUUGCCUCUGCUGGUCCCCGCCGGGCCGACUGCCACGGCCCGACCCGGCUCCCCAUCCACCAGCACCGCCCGGCUGGACCUUCAGUUCCAAGCCAUCAAGAUCAUCAGCAUCAUCGUGAAGCAUGACGAAGCCUGGCUGGCUGGACAGCACUCUCUAGUCGGGCAGCUCCGCCGCGUUUGGGUCAGCGAUGCCUUCCAAGAACGUCACCACAAGGACAACAUGGCCGCCACCAACUGGAAGGAGCCUAAGCUGCUUGCUUACUGCCUGCUCAGUUACUGCAAACGGAACUACACCGAGAUUGAGCUGCUGUUCCAGCUGUUGCGGGCGUUCACUGGACGCUUCCUGUGUAACAUGACCUUCUUGAAGGAAUACAUGGAGGAGGAGAUCCCGAAAAACUACAGCAUCACCCACAAGAGGGCGCUCUUUUUCCGCUUCGUCGAAAUGAACGACCCGCACUUUGGUGACGAGCUGAAGGCUAAGGUUCUGCAACACAUACUCAACCCAGCAUUCCUGUACAGCUUUGAGAAGGGGGAGGGAGAGCAAUUGCUUGGCCCCCCAAACCCAGAGGGUGACAACCCUGAGAGCAUCACCAGUGUCUUCAUCACUAAGGUGCUGGACCCGGAGAAGCAGGCGGACUUGCUGGACUCGCUUCGCAUCUACCUGCUGCAGUUCGCCACGCUGCUGGUGGAACAUGCGCCUCAUCACAUCCACGACAACAACAAGAGCCGCAACAGCAAGCUGCGGCGCCUCAUGACCUUCGCCUGGCCCUGCCUGCUCUCCAAAGCCUGCGUGGACCCGGCCUGCAAGUACAGCGGCCACCUGCUGCUGGCGCACAUCAUCGCCAAGUUCGCCAUCCACAAGAAGAUCGUGCUGCAGGUCUUCCACAGCCUGCUGAAGGCCCACACCAUGGAGGCUCGGGUGGUGGUCAGGCAGGCCAUGGCCAUCCUGACGCCGGCUGUCCCUGCCCGCAUGGAGGACGGCCACCAGAUGCUGACGCACUGGACACGCAAGAUCAUCGUGGAGGAGGGACACACGGUGCCGCAGCUGGUGCAUAUCCUGCACCUCAUCGUGCAGCAUUUCAGGGUGUACUACCCUGUCAGGCACCACCUGGUGCAGCACAUGAUUAGCGCCAUGCAGAGACUGGGCUUCACGCCCAGUGUGACCAUCGAGCAGCGGAAGCUGGCUGUCGACCUGGCCGAAGUCAUCAUCAAGUGGGAGCUGCAGAGGAUCAAGGACCAGCAGUUGGAAUCUGAAGGUGACGCGGGGGCCAGUGGUGAGGGGACCAGCGUGGCGUCUGGGAGUGUCAAACGGGGACUCUCUGUGGAUUCAGGCCAGGAUGUGAAGAGGUUCCGCACCGCCACAGGGGCUGCGGUUGGCACGGUGUUUGGGCGAAGUCAGUCGGCGACGGGGGCGGAGGCUUUGCUGGCGAAGCCUGUGGAGAAGCAGCAUACAGACACCGUGGUCGGCUUCCUCAUCCGCAUCGCUAGCCAGGUGAAUGACAGCACGGGCACGGCGGGGUCCCCCGGGGAGCUCCUGUCCCGCCGCUGCGUGAGCCUGAUGAAGACCGCGCUCCGACCCGACAUGUGGCCGCGAGCUGAGCUCAAGCUGCAGUGGUUCGAUAAGCUGCUGAUGACUGUGGAGCAGCCCGCUCAGGCUAAUUAUGCCAACAUCUGCACGGGGCUAGAGAUCCUCAGCUUCCUUCUGACGGUCCUGCAGUCCCCGGCCAUCCUGGCCCACUUCAAGCCCCUGCAGCGAGGCAUCGCCGCCUGCAUGACCUGCGGCAACACCAAAGUGCUGCGCGCCGUGCACACGCUGCUGUCCCGGCUCAUGAGCAUCUUCCCCACUGAGCCCAGCUCAUCCACCGUUGCCUCCAAGUACGAGGAAUUGGAGUGUCUGUAUGCCGCUGUUGGGAAGGUCAUUUAUGAGGGCCUCACCAACUAUGAGAAGGCCACCAACGCUAAUCCCACACAGCUCUUUGGGACACUAAUGAUUUUGAAGUCGGCCUGUAGCUACAACUCCAGCUACAUUGACCGGCUCAUCUCUGUGUUCAUGCGCUCCUUGCAGAAGAUGGUGAGGGAGCAUCUGAACCCUCAGCCCACUACUGGGGCUACAGAGACAAACACAGUAACUAGUGAACUAGUGAUAUUAAGUCUGGACCUGGUCAAGACACGGCUCUCCGUCAUGAGUCUGGAAAUGAGGAAGAAUUUCAUCCAGGUCAUCCUCACAUCGCUCAUUGAGAAGUCUACUGACGCCAAGAUCCUGCGUGCAGUGGUGAAGAUUGUGGAGGAAUGGGUGAAGAACACUUCUCCUAUGGGCAACCAGGUACCUAAUCCACGAGAGAAGUCUAUCCUACUGGUGAAAAUGAUGACCUAUAUUGAAAAGCGCUUUUCAGACGACCUUGAGUUAAACGCACAGUUUCUGGACCUCGUUAACUAUGUCUACAGAGAUGACAGCCUCUCCGGAAGUGACAUCACAUCCAAGCUGGAGCCAGCGUUCCUCUCUGGCUUGCGCUGCGCUCAGCCACACAUCCGGGCCAAGUUCUUCGAAGUCUUUGACAGCUCCAUGAAACGCCGUGUCUAUGAGCGGCUCCUCUACAUCUGCUGCUCCCAGAACUGGGAAGCGAUGGGCAGCCAUUUCUGGAUCAAGCAGUGCAUCGAGCUUCUCUUGGCGGUGUGUGAGCACAACAGCACUAUCGGCACAAGCUGCCAGGGGGCCAUGCUUCCUGCCAUCACCAACGUCAUCAACCUGGCCGACAGCCACGACCGUGCAGCCUUCGCCAUGGCAACACACAUCAAGCAGGAGCCGCGGGAGAGGGAGAACAGCGAGACUAAGGAGGAGGAUGUAGAGAUUGAUAUCGAGCUUGCUCCUGGAGACCAGACCAGCACCCCUAAAACUAAGGAGCAGGCUGAAAGGGAUGCAGGGAACCAGCUGCACAUGCUUACUAACCGGCACGACAAGUUCCUGGAUUCCCUCAGGGAGGUGAAGACUGGCGCCCUCCUCAAUGCGCUCGUCCAGCUCUGCCACAUAUCCACACCUCUGGCUGAGAAGACCUGGGUGCAACUCUUCCCGAGGCUCUGGAAGAUCCUAUCGGACCGUCAACAGCACGCUCUGGCGGGAGAGAUCAGCCCCUUCCUGUGCAGUGGGAGCCACCAGGUGCAGCGGGACUGCCAGCCCAGCGCGCUCAGCUGCUUCGUGGAGGCCAUGUCCCAGUGCGUGCCUCCCAUUCCCAUACGGCCCUGUGUGCUCAAGUACCUGGGCAAGACGCACAACCUGUGGCUACGCUCUACUCUGAUGCUGGAGCAGCAGGCCUUUGAGAAGGGGCUCAGCCUGCACGCCAAGCCCAAGCACAGCAGCGACUUCUACGAGCAAGAGAGCAUCACGCCUCCGCAGCAGGAGAUUCUGGAUUCCCUGGCAGAGCUGUACUCCCUGCUGCAGGAGGAAGACAUGUGGGCCGGACUGUGGCAGAAACGCUGCAAGUUCCCCGAGACCAGCACCGCCAUUGCCUAUGAACAGCAUGGUUUCUUUGAGCAGGCCCAGGAGACGUACGAAAAAGCCAUGGAGAAGGCACGCAAGGAGCACGAGAGGAACAACGCCCCCCCAGCUGUCUUACCCGAGUACCAGCUGUGGGAGGACCACUGGAUACGCUGCUCCAAGGAACUGAACCAGUGGGAGGCGCUGACUGAGUAUGGCCAGAGCAAAGGUCACAAUAACCCCUAUCUGGUACUUGAGUGUGCCUGGCGAGUUUCUAACUGGGCAGCCAUGAAGGACGCCUUGGGUCAGGUUGAACUAAGCUGCCCCAAAGAGAUGGCUUGGAAGGUGAACAUGCAUCGUGGCUACUUGGCCAUUUGUCAUCCGGAGGAGCAGCAGCUGAACUUCAUUGAGCGGCUGGUGGACAUGGCCAGUAGCCUGGCCAUCCGCGAGUGGAGACGGCUGCCCCACAUAGUGUCCCAUGUCCACACACCCCUGCUGCAGGCUGCUCAGCAGAUCAUUGAGCUGCAAGAGGCCGCUCAGAUCAAUGCGGGUCUGCAGCCACCUAACCUUGGCCGGAACACCAGCUUGCACGACAUGAAGACUGUGGUGAAAACGUGGAGGAACCGGCUGCCCAUUGUUUCUGAUGAUCUGUCACACUGGAGCAGCAUCUUCAUGUGGAGGCAGCAUCACUACCAGGCUAUCGUGACCGCCUAUGAGAGCAGCACUCAGCAUGACCCCAGCUCCAACAACGCCAUGCUCGGCGUCCACGCAUCCGCCUCUGCCAUCAUCCAGUACGGCAAGAUUGCCCGUAAGCAGGGGCUGGUGAACGUGGCACUGGACAUCCUCAGUCGCAUCCACACCAUCCCCACCGUGCCCAUCGUCGACUGCUUCCAGAAGAUCCGUCAGCAGGUCAAGUGCUACCUGCAGCUGGCGGGGAUAAUGGGCAAGAACGAGUGCAUGCAGGGCCUGGAGGUCAUUGAGUCAACCAACCUCAAGUAUUUCACGAAAGAGAUGACAGCUGAGUUCUACGCUCUCAAGGGGAUGUUCCUGGCUCAGGUCAACAAGUCCGAAGAGGCCAACAAGUCGUUCUCAGCUGCAGUGCAGAUGCAUGACGUGCUGGUGAAGGCUUGGGCCAUGUGGGGGGACUACCUCGAGAACAUCUUCGUCAAAGACCGACAGCUGCACCUGGGUGUGUCGGCGAUCACCUGCUACCUGCAUGCCUGCAGGCACCAGAACGAGAGCAAGUCCCGCAAGUACCUGGCCAAGGUGCUGUGGCUGUUGAGUUUUGAUGAUAAGAACACGCUGGCUGAUGCUGUAGAGAAGUACUGCAUUGGUGUCCCACCCAUCCAGUGGCUGGCCUGGAUCCCACAGCUGCUCACCUGCUUGGUGGGCUCAGAAGGCAAGCCACUGCUCAACCUCAUCAGCCAGGUGGGACGCAUGUAUCCCCAAGCGGUUUACUUCCCCAUCAGAACUCUGUACCUGACGCUCAAGAUCGAGCAGCGAGAGCGUUACAAGAGCGACUCUGGCCAGCAGCAGCCCAGCUCAGCAGGAGCUCCAGCCCACUCUGCCCCGGACCCGGGACCGAUACGCGCGACGGCGCCCAUGUGGCGCUGUAGCCGCAUCAUGCACAUGCAGAGGGAGCUGCACCCCACACUGUUGUCCUCGCUUGAAGGAAUCGUGGACCAGAUGGUCUGGUUCCGGGAAAACUGGCACGAGGAGGUCCUGAGACAGCUGCAGCAGGGUCUGGCCAAGUGCUACUCCGUGGCUUUUGAGAAGAGCGGAGCCGUGUCUGACGCUAAGAUCACUCCCCACACUCUGAACUUUGUGAAGAAGCUCGUGAGCACCUUUGGAGUAGGCUUGGAGAAUGUGUCCAACGUGUCCACCAUGUUCAGCAGCGCUGCUUCCGAGUCACUGGCCCGCCGUGCCCAGGCCACCGCUCAGGACCCCGUCUUCCAGAAGAUGAAGGGGCAGUUCACCACAGACUUUGACUUCAGCGUGCCGGGGUCCAUGAAGCUGCACAAUCUCAUCUCAAAGCUGAAGAAAUGGAUCAAGAUUCUGGAAGCCAAGACCAAGCAGUUGCCAAAAUUCUUCCUGAUUGAGGAGAAGUGUCGCUUCCUCAGCAACUUCUCUGCCCAGACGGCAGAGGUGGAGAUCCCUGGAGAGUUCCUCAUGCCCAAACCUACCCAUUACUAUAUCAGGAUUGCGAGGUUCAUGCCACGGGUGGAGAUCGUCCAGAAACACAACACAGCGGCCCGCCGGCUCUACAUCCGUGGCCACAACGGGAAGAUCUACCCAUACUUGGUGAUGAACGACGCGUGUCUGACAGAGUCACGGCGGGAGGAGCGGGUACUCCAGCUGCUCAGGCUCCUUAAUCCCUGUCUGGAGAAAAGGAAGGAGACUACCAAGCGCCACCUCUUCUUUUCAGUGCCCAGGGUUGUGGCAGUGUCCCCUCAGAUGCGACUGGUGCAAGAUAACCCCUCGUCGCUGUCCCUGGUGGAGAUCUACAAGCAGCGUUGUGCUAAGAAGGGAAUCGAGCAUGACAACCCGGUCUCCCGUUACUACGAACGCCUGGCGACCGUACAGGCUCGUGGGACCCAGGCAAGCCACCAGGUUCUGCGGGACAUCCUGAAGGAGGUACAAGGGAACAUGGUCCCGCGUAGCAUGCUUCGCGAGUGGGCCCUGCACACCUUCCCAAAUGCUACGGACUACUGGACCUUCCGCAAGAUGUUCACCAUCCAGCUGGCGCUUAUCGGCCUCGCCGAGUUUGUGCUGCAUUUAAACCGACUCAAUCCUGAGAUGCUGCAGAUUGGGCAGGACACUGGGAAGCUGAAUGUAGCGUAUUUCCGUUUCGAUAUAAAUGAUGCCACGGGUGACCUGGACGCCAACCGGCCGGUUCCCUUCCGCCUGACCCCCAACAUAUCGGAGUUCCUGACCCCCAUCGGCGUGUCGGGCCCCCUCACUGCCUCCAUGAUUGCAGUGGCUCGGUGCUUUGCCCAGCCGAGCUUCAAGGUCGACGGGAUCCUGAAAGCCGUGCUAAGGGACGAGAUCAUCGCCUGGCACAAGAAGACGCAGGAGGACACCUCAGUGCCCCUGUCCCCCGCGGGGCAGCCGGAGAACAUGGACAGCCAGCAGCUGGUGUCCCUGGUCCAGAAGGCCGUCACGGCGAUCAUGUCGCGUCUGCACAACCUGGCUCAGUUCGAAGGGGGCGAGAGCAAGGUCAACACGCUCGUGGCGGCGGCCAACAGCCUGGACAACCUGUGCCGCAUGGACCCCGCCUGGCACCCCUGGCUUUAGACCCCGUCUUUGUAUUUGGCAGAUUUUAGCUGUUGCCGCAAUUAAGUGUUACAAUUUUUAACGUACAAAACGAUUCGCUUCAACAAAGGCAUGCUUCUUGUGUAAGAAAGGCGAGGAACUCAAGCUGUAUAUUUAAACUGGAAUGUGUUUGAAAACGGGAAACGGCGAGUUACUGUAGACCAGUUAGUCUUUGCAUGGAUAUGGUCAUGUGUCAGGAAGUGCUGUCCUUCCUGAACAUGGUCUGAAAAGGCGUCUUUGGUAAUAGAGAUUAGACUGUAUAGCGCUAAGUUUGGAAAACGCAGAGGUGGACAUUUCAGGUCCAGAAAGUAAAAAUCCAAACCAGGAUUUUGUUUCAACCAACCAUUUCAGUAUAUAGAGCCACAGUCACAGAGUACUCAACUGGUUGGUUGAAACAAAAUCCUGGUUUGGAUUUUUACUUUCUGGACCUGAAAUGUCCACCUCUGGGAAAACGAUCAACAUGUGGCUGCCAUUUAUGCACAGGACUGUUUUAUAGGCAGGGAGUCUGCUCAUAUAAGCAGGUGCCUGUUUACGUGGACGAGACGCCGAUGUGAUGUGGUAGAGACAGAAUUUUACAUUUUAAUGUACAAUCGCUUGUAAAGCUGUGAAAGAAGCAGGGGAGUCGUGUGUAUAUUUGACUGUAAACUGACUCGACAGAAAACAAGGCUGGAUCUCUGAACAACUGCAUUUGUAUGUAUGUGUAAUAAUGACUUUUUGUACUUCCGGUAGAAAGAGCAUCUGAAAAUAUUUUCUCAACUUAUUAAAACUGGCUAUUUAAUAAGUAAA